This is a messenger RNA of Colossoma macropomum (tambaqui), 846 nucleotides long. RefSeq names its product C-type lectin domain family 4 member M-like. The record is from RefSeq and is a predicted model, not a curated record. NCBI's taxonomy places the organism in Eukaryota, Metazoa, Chordata, Actinopteri, Characiformes, Serrasalmidae. The coding region runs from base 144 to 752 and encodes 202 amino acids. The transcript has 6 exons.
CCAAACUGACUGCAGAGAGAGACCAGCUACAGAACAGUUAUGGCUCUGUGGUUCGUCAGCUUCAGAAUCAGGGAGACUGUCUUCAGAAGUUCUCUAAUUUGGAGGCAGCAGCACAGCAGGGCUGGACAUUUUUCAAGACCAGUAUGUACUUCAUCUCUACUGGAGGGAAGAAGAGCUGGAGUGAGAGCAGACAGGACUGCAGAGGGAGAGGAGCAGACCUGGUGAUCAUAAACAGCAGAGAAGAACAGAACUUUAUUGAAAUACUGAGACGAGGACAGAGAGCUUGGAUUGGACUGACUGACAGUGAGAAAGAGGGGGCCUGGAAAUGGGUGGACGGCUCAGCACUGAUCACUGGGUUGUGGGGAAGUGAUGAACCCAAUGGUGCAGCAGGAGAUGAGGACUGUGUCGUAACUGGUGACAAGUCUGAUCCUGUAAAUAACUGGGCUGAUUAUCCCUGUAAUGACCGGUUUGUUUGGAUUUGUGAGAAAAGUAUUUUUGAGUUCAUCCUUAACAAUAUGGGCAGCAGUCGAGCUUGGAUUGGUCUGACUGACAGCGACAUGGAGGGAGUCUGGAAAUGGGUGGACGGAUCAGCUCUGACCACUGAGUUCUGGGCUCAAGGAGAACCAAAUGAUCAGAAUAAUGAGGACUGUGGUGAGAUUGUGAAUGUGCUAAAUAAGAAGGGCUGGAAUGACAGACCAUGCUCUUACAAAGAAGGGUGGAUCUGUGAGAAAAGCGUUUCAGUGGUAAACUGAUAUUGACUAAUAAAAUGUUAAAAUUUAUCAGUGGCCACCAACUCUGAUCCUGGAGAUUUACUUUGAUAUGGAGUCACAUAUACAGUCUGUCACA